Messenger RNA from Diachasma alloeum, 2170 nucleotides. RefSeq names its product vacuolar protein sorting-associated protein 4B (gene Vps4). Gene Ontology annotation, molecular function: ATP hydrolysis activity; ATP binding. NCBI's taxonomy places the organism in Eukaryota, Metazoa, Arthropoda, Insecta, Hymenoptera, Braconidae. Gene Ontology annotation, biological process: endosomal transport; vacuole organization. The transcript has 4 exons. The record is from RefSeq and is a predicted model, not a curated record. The coding region runs from base 308 to 1630 and encodes 440 amino acids.
AGGUGGAUCCACUCAUAAUUAUUGAAGUCUACCAUUUUGUCGUUUUCCCAAGAUUAUUCGUUUGACAGAAAAGCACCAAUAAUGUUCUAACCCCAAUAGCUCGCCCCGCUCGUACAUAACAAUUACUGCGUGCCCGUGUGUCAAAUCAUUCGAAAAAUACUUCAUUCAACAGUCGGUGAUCACAAUUAACCCCCUCAGCAAGCUGGCUUUUGCAGAGGCGCCUAGACCCCCACAUCAAUUUCCUUCAUGUGUUUCUGAGUUUAAUAAUCAAGUGUGAUCAUAGUUUUUUAUAAAACAACAUUAAAACAUGGCCGGUGGUACGAUACUGCAGAAAGCCAUUGAUUUGGUCACCAAAGCCACAGAAGAGGACAAGAAGAAAAAUUAUGAAGAGGCAUUGAAGUACUACGAGCACGCAGUCGAGUACUUCCUUCAUUCCAUCAAGUACGAAGCCCAGGGGGAGCGUGCGAAAGACAGUAUACGACAGAAAUGUCAGCAAUACCUCGACAGGGCAGAAAAGUUGAAAGCCUACCUGAAGAAAGGAAAGAAGAAGCCCGUGGCAACGGGUGAAGAAGGCGCCAAAGACGACAAGAAGAGCGACAGCGGUGACAGUGACUCCGAGAUCGAUCCAGAGAAGAAGAAGCUCCAGCACAUGUUGGAGGGAGCAAUAGUAGUGGAGAAGCCCAAUGUCAAGUGGAGUGAUGUUGCAGGUUUGGAGUCAGCGAAAGACGCCCUGAAGGAGGCUGUCAUCCUCCCCAUUCAGUUUCCCCAUUUAUUCAAAGGCAAGAGGAUGCCAUGGAGGGGAAUUUUGCUCUUCGGUCUUCCUGGGACUGGCAAAUCAUACCUUGCUAAGGCUGUUGCCACAGAAGCUGGUAAUUCCACUUUCUUAUCGGUCUCUUCCUCGGAUUUAGUCAGCAAAUGGCAGGGAGAAUCUGCUAAACUCAUCAAGAAUCUGUUUGAUCUUGCGAGACAGAGGAAACCCAGCAUCAUCUUCAUCGAUGAGAUUGACUCCUUGUGCUCAUCCAGAAGUGACAACGAGUCAGACUCUGAAAGACGGAUCAAGACCCAGUUUCUAGUGCAGAUGCAAGGGGUUGGGAGUGAUAAUGAUGGAAUUCUGGUCCUGGGGGCCACCAACACCCCCUGGGUUCUCGAUGCUGCCAUCAGAAGACGAUUCGAGAAACGUAUUCACAUUCCUCUGCCCGAUGAGAUUGCACGAGCUGCCAUGUUUAAACUUCAUCUGAGGCAGAAUGCCCACACCUUGACGGAGGAGGACUUCAAGCAGUUGGCUGCUGAUUCUGAUGGAUACUCUGGGGACGACAUUCGAGUUAUCGUUCGUGAGGCUCUAAUGGAGCCCAUCAGGCUUGUGCAGAGUGCCACUCAUUUCAAAAGAGUCAGUGGACCAUCGCCUAAAGAUCCUUCGGUUAUUGUGGAUAAUCUGUUGACACCAUGCUCCCCUGGGGAUCCAGGGGCCAUUGAGAUGAGCUGGACUGAUGUCAAGAGCGAUGAACUUUUUGAAGCGCCAGUUACGAUGAAACACUUGUUGAAAGCUCUCGCAACAACCCGUCCAACUGUCAACCAGGAAGACAUAACGCAAUUAGAAAAAUUCAGGGAGGAUUUUGGCCAGGAAGGUUGAAAGCCUCGGCGAUAUAUUUUUUAUAUGCCACCCAGUUAUCUCGCCUUACCAAGAUUUUUAUUUUUUAUCUCAAAUGAAAACUUGAAGAAAACCCUUGAAUCAAUAAAUGCCUCAAUUGUUUUUGCCCUUUUUUCGCCCUCCUGUUCACCUAAUGAUUUAAUCAAGUUGAAUGAAAAUUUUAGGCAGUCCUAACACAGAAGAUGAAACUAACAGGUCAUAAUACUACUUGUAAAUGUGAUAAUCUUGAAUCUAGAAAAGCUGAUUUCAAUUUCGUGCAUAUUUAUUUUGCCCCGAGAGCAAAACAAGUUCCACGAGUGGAAAAACAAAUCUAUUAUACAUGUAUAACAAUUCUACUUUAUAAUUAAUUAAACGAAAAAUAAAAUUGCAUUAUAUAUGUAUAUUUAUCUGUGACACACUAGAAUAAAUUCACCACUAUUCUCCAAUGUAAAUUUUUAUGAUAUCCCGAAUAAAAGUGGCAUGUCAAUACAUCACAUGUUCAAUGAAGCUUACAGUAAUAAAUAUGUACAGAAAUCAAACAUG